AUGGGUAUCACCUCUGCAACAUGGUCAAAAGUGGUUGACAUCACUUGUAUCUCCAUAGUCCUUCUUGCUCUGUUGGUAUCGCUUGCCACGCUUGUUUCCUCAUGUUACAACAACAACAAACAAGGUAGAAUCAAACUACCCGAUAAAUCGUCAGAACAAGAAAUCGCGACAAAGAAAGAUGAAUUGAAUGCGAAAUUACGUGAUCAAGUACCAAAAGACCUGACUGAGGAAGGAGAGCCUGUCGAAGUAGAGACCUUCUGGAGGAAGGUAUUAUUCCCAAAAUGUCUUCUCUUAUUUGCGACUCUUGGUAUCAUUGGCCUACAAAUUUACACUGUUAUUAAACAUCGACCGAUCUUAUCUGACCAUCUUGGUGUUACAAUUUUCAUUCUAGAAGGCAUUACAUCAGUCUAUCUCCUUUGUUUAGCUUCCGUCUAUCUACUCACCAAAAGCAUAUCCACUCAUAAAUCACUUACCAAUCACAUAUUCACCAUAUCAAGUUUUAUGCUUGCUCACCUUUACUUCCAGAUUAUAGGAAGAUACCUAUUCAACUACGAAUCUGCAUACUCACUCGUUCAUUGGACACGGUAUGCUCUCUUGGGAGGAUACUUGAUACAUGUCCUAAUCGGUGGGAAUAUACUUACAAGCCCUAAUUUGUAUAUCGACUUGACUCCAAUGUACUCUAAGUCAGUCACGAACCUCUUGAAAGAAGAUCCAACUAUUGGUAGUCAUCAACAUCAAUCUGGAAAUAUAAUCGAACAAGAAACAACCACAAUAUUUAGUCAAUUAUUGUUCGGUUUCGUAUUUCCAAUGAUCAUGAAGACCUCAGCUAAAGAUCAAGUUGAUAUUACGGAUUUACCUGCUACUGCGAAAGAUCUACGAACUCAAAACAUCUAUCAUCAGACUAUGACUUCGAACGAAGAUGGAAGUAAGCUGAAAUGGGAGAAUCACAAGACUUGGUCUUUGUUGUAUACUGUUUGGUGGCCUCAGAAAUUAACUGUUGCUAAAGCAUUUGGCUACUCGAUCGCUGCCUGUCCAUUAUGGUAUAUCCCCCACGUAUGUUUACAACAAAUCUUAUCUGUUCUGGAUGAUCCCAAUUCAUCCAGGAACGCGGCGAUUGCUUUCGCUUCAUUGAUGGUGAUCACGACUUUCGGGAGCAAAGUCAUGGCCAUGAGACAAUAUAACCUGCAAACGGCUUAUGGCGGACCGAGAAUCAACAGCCACACUUCUUUUCUCCUGUUCCAAAAAGUACUCACCAGAAACCUGUUCGCAGCAAGUGAUAAGGAAGAUGGCGGGAAAGUGGUACACACUAAAGCUGAUAUCCUCAAUCUUACCUCAUCUGAUGCUUCUAGUGUACAAAGAAUAGGUUGGACAGGUAGUGAGCUGUUUCAAGCCCUGUUGGAGUUAGCACUUGGAUGCGGGUAUAUUUGGAUGUUGCUCGGUACAUCGGGAAUGUGGGGAUUUGCCACAUUGAUAUUCACCUGUCCAUCUGCUUAUUUCCUUACCAAAUGGGAGUAUCAAGUGUUCGAGAAGCGUCUGGCGAUAAGGGACGAAAGAGUGUCUUUGAUGCAGGAGGCUAUCCAAGCGAUAUCAAUGAUUAAGAUGAUGGCUACGGAGAAGUUCUGGUUCAAGAGAAUUAACAGUGUCAGGAAAAGGGAGUUCAAAAAAUUGAUUUCGGCUCAACUUGUAGGUUAUGGAUCCAGUUUAUUAUACACCGCUGCUCCAGUCAUCUUGGUGAUUGUCUCUUUCGCUCAUUAUACACUUGUGGCUAAGAAAGAACUUAAUGCGACUAUUGCAUUUACAUCGAUCGCUGUAUUCGAUGAACUUCGAGUGGCCCUGUUCAACCUCCCAUCCACUAUCGCCGAACUCCUGCAAGACAUCCUCGGAGCCAAGCGAAUUGCCAAUUUCCUUACCAACACCGAUGUCCAAUACCUUUCCGAAGCAGCAGAUCAAGAUCCAUCCAAUGAAGACGAACCGUUAUAUGUGAAAGGUACAGUCGCAUGGGAUACACCGAAACCUUAUAACCCAUCUACUACUACCGCAGCCGGGGACAACAAUUCGGGAACUUCAACCCCAUCUGAAAAUACUGUUGGCUUUAGACUUCAAAAUUUGGAUGUAGAAUUUCCUCGGGGUAAAUUUACGUUGGUUUCUGGAAAGUUCGGUUCGGGGAAAUCAUUACUUCUGCUUGCCCUUUUAGGCGAAGCUAGAUUGAUAGAAGGGAAGAUAUCGUAUACUGUUUCUCCUGUCAUGGAUCUUAAGGAGUUGGAUGGGAAGGAUUGGAGUUUGGUGAAACGCGCGGUGGCUUAUGUGCCGCAGAUACCUUGGUUGUUGAGUCAAAGCAUUCGGGACAAUAUCCUUUUUGGCCUACCACUCGACAUAGAGCGAUACCGGGCGGUAUGCUUUGCCACUGGUCUGAUGCCUGAUUUGGAGCUCUUAGAAGAUGCUGAUCUGACUGAAAUUGGAGAACGUGGCAAGAUUCUAUCAGGAGGCCAAAAAGCCAGAGUCAGUCUUGCCCGAGCUGUUUACUCCCGAGCCUCAACACUUCUUUUAGACGACGUGAUCUCCGCUGUCGACGCACAAACAUCCAAACACAUCGUUAAACACUGUUUCAAAUCCCCUUUACUAGCGGGUCGGACGGUGAUCAUCGCCUCGCAUGCUAUCGAAGCUUUGGCACCUCUGGCCCAUCAUUCGAUCUACCUCGAAGAUGGACAAUGUAUGUUCGAUGGAACGGGUAGGGAAUUACUGGAUAGUGAAUACAUGUCGCAUCUCAAGACGGAAUCUAGGAUGCCUAGUAGGAUGCCAUCGAGAAUGCCAAGUAUGAUUAAUUUAUCCGAUCAAACUCAAAAUGAAAAUGCUUUGAUAUCGAAAGAAGUAACGGAGAGAGUUGAAAAAAAUGAAGUAUCCGAAAUAUCCAUGGAACAAGCUUCGAAAUUCGAAAUCAAAAUUGCAAUCCCCAAAACGCCCAAACAAUUGAUUUUGGAGGAACAGAGAGUGACGGGUACGGUCGAUUUGAAACAUUGGUACAACCUCUUAGCACUAAAUGGCGGGGGGCUUUACUGGACACUCGUAAUUCUGUUGAUGUUGGCUAGUACAUUGACUCCUAUAUCUGAAAGAACUGUCCUAUCUCUUUGGACUGGUACGGAAGACGGUGGCAAGGCGUCCGAGGAGCAUAGUGUUAUCUUCUGGGUCUCUCUAUAUGCCAUUCUUUCGAUGACCCGAGUCAUCUUUGGAAUCUUGUUUCAAUGCUCCAGGUUCUUCGGUGGUAUGAGAGCUAUGAAGCUUAUUCACGGUCAAAUGCUUGAAUCUUUGUUACGUUCCAAGAUGAUAUUCUUUACCAAAACUCGAGCCGGAUCAAUUGUUCAGAGAUUUGGGAAAGACCUGAACGAUAUACUCGAUUGUUCUGAGCUGUUGGGGGAAUUUGCAGAAGGAGCGAUGAAUGUGAUUAUAAGCUUGCUCUCGGUGUCAAUAUAUGGUGGAUGGGUAUUCGCGUUUGUCGCUGUGGCUUUAACAGUAGCAUCUUGGGGACCUGCGAGAUGGUACAGAGCUUCGUCCAGACAAGUCAGAAGACUCCAAGCCAUAAUUCCUGGUCCUAUUAAUGCCAUCUACGGCGAGACUGUCGCUGGUACUUCCGUUAUCAGAGCUUUCGGUGCUCAGUCAGUCUUCAUUGAUGAUCUAAUGAGAUGGACUAAUAUGAAGAUCACCGCAAUGGUAUGGACAAUCGCUAUUUCUCGAUGGCUUUACAUCAGUUUCCAGAUAUUCGAUUCGAUCCUUCGAAUCACCGCCCUGACCCUCCUCCUCACCAGGUCGAGCACAGCAGGCGCAUCAGCAGGAUUCGUCCUGACAUUUGUAGGAACAGUAUCAAGUAAUAUGAAUUGGAUUUUGAUCCAGAUGCGUAAUUUCGAAUGGAAAGGUGUUUCUCUCGAGAGGGCCUCGGAAUAUCGUACGCUCGAAAGGGAAGAUGGACCUUCGCUCGAUCCGGAGGAUGCUAGCAGGUUAGACCUUGGCCUAUGGCCCGAACAUGGUGCUUUGAAUGUGAAAGAUUUGUGUGUCAGAUAUGGUCCGGAUAUGCCUGAGAUCUUACAUGAUGUUUCGUUUGAAGUGGCUGGACGCCAAAGGGUUGGUAUAGUCGGUGCUACAGGUGGUGGGAAAUCAACUUUGGCAAAAGCCUUCUUCUCGUUUGUGGACGUUACUAAAGGGAAGAUAGAGAUCGAUGGAAAGGAUACAUCGAAAAUCCCAUUAGGUCAAGUCCGUUCGAAGCUCGGUAUCAUCGCCCAAGAUCCAAUCUUGCUCUCCGGAUCAUUACGUUUGAACCUCGAUAUUGAAGGAGAAUACUCAGAUGAGCAAUUGUACGAUGCGUUACACCAAGUGCAGCUUUUGAAGAAGAACGAUUCACCUUCUUCAGCGCCUGCUUCUAUCGAUGAACGAGCGAGUGGGUCAGAAACUGCUGCUGAUAAUGUUAAUGCCAGUCAACAGGAUAAUAUAUUCAAGAAUUUGGAUUAUGAUAUCAAAGGUGGUGGUGAAAACCUCUCAGCCGGUCAAAAACAACUUGUUGUUCUAGCCCGAGCAUUAUUGAAGAAACAUCGAGUGCUGAUAUUAGACGAAGCUACUGCGUCUAUCGAUUCAGCCACAGAUGCAGAGAUCAGUAGGGUCGUACAUGAAGAAUUCACUGAUGCGACUGUAUUGAUCAUUGCACAUCGAUUGAGGACUAUCAUGCCAUGUUCCAAGAUUCUCGUGAUGGACCAAGGCCAACUAAUCCAACAAGGCUUACCCAACCAAUUGAUCCAUCAAGAAGGUAAAUUCAAGGAAUUGUGCAUGGCAGCUGGUUUAGAAGAGUAUGAACAUCUAGUCCAAUUGGCUGAGAAUCAUUCGACCGGUGGAUAUACUUCGCAAGGUGGUCAAUUGGUUGAUAUCUAG
Messenger RNA from Kwoniella mangroviensis CBS 8507, 4911 nucleotides. RefSeq lists its product as uncharacterized. The transcript has 25 exons. Gene Ontology annotation, molecular function: ATP binding; ABC-type transporter activity; ATP hydrolysis activity. The record is from RefSeq and is a predicted model, not a curated record. The coding region runs from base 1 to 4911 and encodes 1636 amino acids. Gene Ontology annotation, biological process: transmembrane transport. NCBI's taxonomy places the organism in Eukaryota, Fungi, Basidiomycota, Tremellomycetes, Tremellales, Cryptococcaceae. Gene Ontology annotation, cellular component: fungal-type vacuole membrane.